Messenger RNA from Tetrapisispora phaffii CBS 4417, 981 nucleotides. RefSeq lists its product as uncharacterized. Gene Ontology annotation, molecular function: iron-sulfur cluster binding. Bases 1 to 981 code for a protein of 326 amino acids. NCBI's taxonomy places the organism in Eukaryota, Fungi, Ascomycota, Saccharomycetes, Saccharomycetales, Saccharomycetaceae. Gene Ontology annotation, cellular component: cytoplasm. The transcript has a single exon. Gene Ontology annotation, biological process: iron-sulfur cluster assembly. The record is from RefSeq and is a predicted model, not a curated record.
AUGAAGGGACCAAUAUUAAUAUUAAUCCAUCCUGCGAUUACGACCACGCCAGAGGUGUUGGAAGAGAAAAAAAUCGGUAUUUCCAAACAGCAUGCUACUGAGGUUGUCAUUGAGCAAUACUUGAUCAACAAGAUCAACGAUGGCACUGUUGUGUUGGAGACUUCUAAUUACUCUGAAAUACAUUAUAUCACCCCGGAAAGUGACGAGUCGGUUUCUUUUCCUAAAAAGUUGAUUGGCGUGCUGAGCGACAGCCUGAUACCAGGUGGUACGCUGUAUGGUUUGACUAAUGCUUACAAGAUAGAUGCUUUAGUGAAUAAUUUCGAGAUAAGCGAUGUUGGUGUCUAUCAUUGGGUGAAGAAGAACAUUAGCAAGGAGACGAAAAGUGUGAGCUUAUUGGCUUCAAACUCGUCUUCUGAGAGUGGCGUUGGCAAGAAGCUUCCUAUGUUUAAGAAGAUGCCGUUGUUUAAAAAGGCAGCCAAAAACGAGCCUGUGGAGAUUGCAACGGCUAGCGACGAAGUGGAUGAGCUUGAUGAUGACGAUGCCAGCAGUUCUAGUUCUGGCGACAUGAGCAACAAGGCCAAGUACUUUGAGAGCGUUGGUGCCGAUAGUAAUGGCGACGGGGACACCUCUGUGUCUGAGGACGACCUGGUGGCAGUGACAGAUUCCACCGGGAUCACGAUGAUCACAUGCGGCAAGACCAAGACGAGGAAGAAGAGAGCCUGCAAGGACUGUACCUGUGGUUUGAAAGAAGAGAACGAAGAGGAGAUAAACAAGAUCACCAGCCAGCAGGACCGCGUUCUGAAGUUCUCGGCAGAAGAGCUGACCGAGGUCGAUUUCACUGUCGAGGGCAAGAAAGUCGGCGGAUGCGGUUCGUGUUCGCUCGGUGACGCAUUCCGAUGCUCUGGCUGUCCGUACCUGGGCCUACCGGCAUUCAAACCUGGCCAAGCGGUGAACCUCUCCAGCAUAUCAGAUGAUUUAUAA